Messenger RNA from Sorex araneus (European shrew), 2129 nucleotides. RefSeq lists its product as uncharacterized. The record is from RefSeq and is a predicted model, not a curated record. The coding region runs from base 671 to 1639 and encodes 322 amino acids. Lineage: Eukaryota; Metazoa; Chordata; Mammalia; Eulipotyphla; Soricidae. The transcript is spliced from 2 exons.
CAUAGGCCGUGCUCUGGAGGGCGUGGCUACGUCUGGGGGAGGGGCUUCUUGGAGGGCGUGGCCAGCCCUGGAGUGAGAUUCCGGAGGAGAGGGGCAGUCCUGAGGGUGCAUGGGCGGGGCUCUCAGAGGGCGUGGCUAGCCCUCAGGGUGUGGCUUCAGGAGGGCGUGGCCAGCCCUGGGCACAAGGUGGGGAGCAGGACCGGAGCGGAGGUCGCCUCUUCUCCAGGUGCCCUCGGUGGAGGGGGAUUCCCCGGUGCUGUGGGUGAAGCAGCUGGCAGGGUGACGGAUGCCACUGAGUUGAGUUCUCAGAUCUGUGCUAAACUUGGGGGCACCUUGAGCCCCAUGAUGGGGCAGGAGUACGCAGGCGCAGGUGGGCCCUGCGGGUGAGGAGCCGUCAGUGGGGGCUGGAGGGGUGGCCAGGCUGGCUUGGGCCUGAGCCCAGCUCUCUGCGGAAUCGCACCCGGGCACAGCAGCAGGCGAGCAUGAACCCCAGCGGCCUUGGUCCUCAGCAGCAGAUCCUGCGUGCACCCCAGCCCAGGGCGUGGCACCCGCAGCCCCCUGAGCCGCCUGCUUUCUGGAGCCGUCCACCCACGGCAGCGAGAAGGGCCUCUGGCCAGCUCGAGUCCAGCUCCGGGUGUCCGUUUGGGAGCUUAAGAGCUGGGUGCUGGGCAUGGGGGCACCCCGAGGGCCAGGCCCUUGCCCAGAGCACCUGCUGUGUCUCCCCAGGUGGGCGAAGCUGGUGCAGAGUGGAGGCUUGCGGGGAACCCCCAGUCCCGAUGCCAGGCCUCUCGCCAGGCAGGGAGCUCUACAUCUGCCCUGGGGACCCCACCCCGGGUCGGAGUCACGUGAUCUCGCCCCACCCCUGCAGGAAGUGGCAGCCCAGCACCAGUCACUCCCACACACACUCGCAAAGCCCCAGGCAGCCUGCAAGGGGGACACAGGCCCUCACAUGCCCCGUGCGACAGGCACCGCAGCGCCAGGCCUGUGGCCAGUGUCCUGCAGCCUUCAGCUGGCCAGAGGGGCAGUGGGGGGUGGGUCCCAGGCCUCCUGCCACUCCACCUGCUAUGCCCGCCCUGCUGUUUCUUCCCUGCGCUGCCUUGCUGACCCUUUACUCCUGCCUGCUGCCUCGGUUUCCCUGGCUCUUUGUGUAAAAACACAAAAAAGAAGAGGGGGCCCGGCGGGGCUCUAUCUUUCCCGCUGCCCGCGUUCGGUAGUCUUCAGCCGCUUCCCCCACCCCAGGGAAAUUGAUGGUGAUGAUGAGGCAGGCGAAGGAAGGAAGAAGUCCAGACUGGUUGCUCGAUCAGUUUAUUUCCUUCUCUCUCUCUGCUUCUCUCCUGGUUCUCGAUCUCUCUCUGGAUCUUCCUCUAAUUCCCUUUCUGCCCCGCUUGCUCUCACUUCUUUCACCUUGUGCUCUGCUUAUGUGUGUGCCACUGUGCUCUCUGCGUCUGUCUCUCUGCGCCUGUCUCUCUGCACCUGUCUCUGUCUCUCUGCCUCUGCCUCUGCCUUCUUUUGUCUCCUUCUUCCUCUGUCUCCCUUGUCUUCUUUCUCCUAUCCCCAUCUCUUCUAUCUCUGCUCAGUGCCCCACAGUCUUAGUUUAUAUAGCAAACUACAUAGGGUGGUGACACAAAAGUGGGUUUAACAUCAAUGAAUCAACAAAGAAGGCUAAGACCAUAUCUUGAGGAGAUUAACAAAAUCUCAUCUAAGGAAAUCUCAUCUAAGGAGAUCCACUCAAGGGUGGGGGUCCAAACAAGGGUGUGUCAGGAUGUGAGGUAGUAAUCUACUUAAAUAGUUAUAGUAAAUCUACUUCUAAUAUUUCUAGCAAUGUCAUUCUGUAUGAGCACAGUAAGUGAUAUAAAGUUUGGUUUUUCCUGAGGGCAUCUCCAGACCACAGUCCUCAGGCCAGGUUAAUCUUCCUAACCCCAGCAGGAUCCUAAUCUUAUCGUUACUUUUGGAUCAUGACAGCAUUGUCCAUGAUCAUGCUCUCAACUUAUAGUUGAGUAUUGUGGCACUUUGGCCUGGCCUAUCUCGAUGCCAGGGUAGCACAUAACUCACCGCUUGCCCUGGAUCCAUCCUGUCCCUCGUGGGGAUCCUGCUUUUGGGGCUCUGAGCAGGUGUUUGCACUGUGCUCC